This is a messenger RNA of Gambusia affinis (western mosquitofish), 3188 nucleotides long. RefSeq names its product transcription factor binding to IGHM enhancer 3b (gene tfe3b). The record is from RefSeq and is a predicted model, not a curated record. Bases 187 to 1503 code for a protein of 438 amino acids. Gene Ontology annotation, molecular function: protein dimerization activity; RNA polymerase II cis-regulatory region sequence-specific DNA binding; DNA-binding transcription factor activity, RNA polymerase II-specific. Gene Ontology annotation, biological process: regulation of transcription by RNA polymerase II. The transcript has 9 exons. Gene Ontology annotation, cellular component: nucleus. NCBI's taxonomy places the organism in Eukaryota, Metazoa, Chordata, Actinopteri, Cyprinodontiformes, Poeciliidae.
GGCGUGAUGACCUCAGUGCAACAUAAACAACGGCUUUAAGUGUGAAGGCUAAGGGGCUGCUUAGUUUGUAACCGCCGACACUAAAACAUGGCAAAGAAAGCGGAGGUUUCCGGGAAUUAAUGGCUGUAAUUAUGUGAAAUUAACAUAUUUGUUUGCUCCAUCCUUAGAUCGUAAUCUGUGUCCACCAUGUCGUCGCGCGUGUUGCUGCGCCAGCAGCUGAUGCGAGAACAAGCCCAGGAGCAGGAGCGGCGCGAGGCCCAGCAGCAGGCCUCCGCCUCCCAGCUCAGAGCGUCCGACUCCACUCCAGCUAUCUCCGUCUCCCUGCCGACCAACGCCGCUCGGCCCCCACCGGCGCAGGUGCCUGUGGAGGUGCUAAAAGUGCAGACGCACUUGGAGAACCCCACCAAGUACCACAUCCAGCAGGCCCAGAGGCAGCAGGUGAAGCAGUACCUCUCCACCACUUUGGGGAACAAGGCGGUCACGCAGUCGCUCGGCGUGUCCCCCGUGCACCAGUCCAGUUCGGCCCCCGAAGUCGGCCCCUCCGCCAGCAGCGCCCCCAACAGCCCCAUGGCUCUGCUGAACAUCGGCUCGAACAAGGAGGAAAUCGAUGAUGUGAUCGACAACAUCAUCAGUCUCGAAUCCAGCUUCAACGACGACAUCAUCACCUUGAUCGACUCGGGUCUUCAGCUGCCCAGCACGCUCCCGGGAAACCUGCUGGAUGUUUACCACAGCCCUGGAAUGGCAGCUCCUACUCUCACUGUCAGCAACUCCUGCCCUGCUGACCUUCCACAAAUCAAAAGGGAAAUUAUCGACACCGAUGCCAAAGCAUUAUUGAAGGAAAGGCAGAAGAAAGACAACCAUAACCUCAUCGAACGGAGGCGAAGAUUCAACAUAAACGACCGAAUAAAGGAGCUGGGUACUCUGAUCCCCAAGUCGAGUGACCCGGAGAUGCGUUGGAAUAAAGGCACUAUCCUGAAGGCCUCUGUGGACUACAUCAGGAAGCUACAGAAGGAGCAGCAGAGAGCCAAGGAUGUCGAAAUGCGCCAGAAGAAGCUGGAGCAGGCCAACCACAUUCUAAUGUUACGCAUCCAGGAACUUGAAAUGCAGGCACAGCUCCAUGGACUCCCAGCUUCCCAGCAGCAGGCGGUGGCGGCGCCCCACGGCGCCCAGAACCCCGGCGCCGCCUCCACCCUGAACCUCUCGGCUCUGAGCGCCAUAGCUCAGCCGCUGCCGGCCUCCUUCCUCUCGCCGCCCUCCUCCGACUCUCCCGCCGGCGUCACCAUCAGCAGCCCGCUGGACCUCGGCAGUCUGAGCUUCGCCGAGCUGGACGACCCCGCCUCCUCGGCGCUGUACCCGGAUGUGGGCCUGGGGGACAUUCUCAUGGACGACGGGUGCGCCCUGUCCCCGGACAGGAUGGGCGAGCCGCUGUUCUCCCCACUGUCACCAGGUGCCUCUAAAACCAGCAGCCGCAGGAGCAGCCUUGAAAUGGACGAGGACUUGUGAUGGGUUUCCAUAGCGAUCAGAGAUGAUCUAAAAAGGGCAGUCUAUCCCUAAUAACUAAAGUCUAUUUAUAGGACUGAAAAGACAAAAGUUCAAAGCGAUCAUAGAAAACUAACUUAAUAUUGAAUCAGAAGAGUAGUUAUUGAAUUUAUUAUAAUUUUUUUUUGCCAUACAUAUUGUUCCUAUUGGGAACAGCUCAAAUGAUUGUCUAGGUUUAUAAAUGCAAUCUUAUUAAAUGGAAUAUUAUAUAUUAGUGAAGUGGACCUUUAGCAUUAAGAAAUUCAGUAGGUUUCAAGACGAAUUCAGAGAUUUAAAAGGGACGUCUUGCUUUUAUUUUAUUUUUUUCUAAAUUUAUUAUUAUGAUGAGAAAAGCUGUGAGGAUUCACCGGCAUAGCAAACAUACCAAGAGAUGCCAACAAUUCAGAAUAACUUUUAAUUUAAAGUUUUGCUUCUUCAACUGACUGGAAUCAGGGUUCGUCGUUCGCUCCUGUUGGUUGUCUCACCAGCAGCUACAGAAGGGAUCUUUUAAAUCACAGGUCUCAAACUCCAGUCCUGAAGGGCCACUGGUCUGCAGUUUUUAGAUGUGCCACAGCUACAAAACACUGGAAUCAAAUGGCUUCAUUACCUCCUCCUUGUGUAGAGGUUCUGCUAAUGACUUAAUUAUUCUAUUCAGGUGCUGCAGCAGAGGCACUUCUAAAAGCUGCAGGACUGCGGCCCUCUAGGACCGGAGUUUGACACCUCUGUUAAAAUGAAUUGGCACAUUGUGAAAUAUUUACUGCAUUUUGUACAUAAGAGUAUUUUAUUUUGAGCAAUUUUAUUGCACCUUACUUUAAGGCAGUCUAUGCAUUUUAUGAGAGCUUUUUGUUUUUGUUUUUUUGUUUAGUACUUUACAACCAGUGGGCUGUUUCUAGGCCCGGUCGCAUGUUCUUGUGAUAAUAAAGCCGUACAAGCUACUGGUUUAGCCAAAGCAGGAUUUCUUCCACGUUUUAUUUUUUGAGUUGAUUUACUUAGUAAACGCAUGAGUGUCUGAGAAGAGAACAAUUUUCCAACAGUACUGUAGCUCAUAACUUUUUUAUAUAUAUAUAUAUAUACCUGAUAGUUUGAUAAAUGCUUUUUCAUGACUAAUAUCUAUUUUUGUCUUUUCCUUUUAACCUUCUAUGAUCACUGAAUGACUUUCACCAGUUGGCAUGUUUUACUCCGAUUGUUUUACUUUGCGAUAUAAUUUCUGAUCAUGCUUUAAUAUCGCUCGUUGUAUGUGCUAAAGAGGGCUUUGGCUCUCUUUUUUAAAAAAACCCAACAACUACUAGUUUCAUCUCAGAGUUGAUUAGAAAAAUGGACGAUCAAGUGGGUGCAAAUAUUAAGAAUUGUAUUUAAAUUUUAGUUAUUUUUCUAACACCAACUUGCUAUUUCUGUUCAGCAGGCGGCUUGUAGCUCAUCAUUCAAAAGUUGGAGCUAGGUCUCUUUAAAGGUGCUCCACACCAAAGCACACUUCUUCUCCUCUCAUGUUCUUUUUUUUUUUUUUUUUUUUUUGCAUAUGUGCAACUAUUAUGUACCACAUGUUCUCCUCUGGUGUAUGUGUGAGAGUUAAAACUGACUGUUAGACACAAACACGUGCGUGUUGUCCCCCUCCCAGUAAUUUGGCUUUUGUUAAAAAAAACAAACUUUAACAAAUAAACGACUUUCUUCAA